CACACGCUUGGCCAUCUCCAUCCAUCAAGCUUCGGUUCUCGACUGUACAACCGUCGACACCACCCAAAAACUCGACACUAGCAAAAUGGCCGCGCUCCCUUCGGACGUUCAGAAGGUCGCCAACGAGGGCGUCGUCAAGCUCUUCGGCAAGUGGGACGCUCAGGAGAUUGAGGUCAAGGACAUCUCUCUCACCGACUACAUCAACGUCAACCAUGCCGUUUACGUUCCCCACACUGCUGGCCGGUACGCCAAGAAGCAGUUCGCCAAGGGCCGCAUGCCCAUUGUCGAGCGUCUCGUCAACGCCCUCAUGAUGAACGGCCGCAACAACGGCAAGAAGCUCAUGGCCGUCCGCAUCGUCCAGCACGCUUUCGAGAUCAUCCACCUCGUCACCGAGCAGAACCCCAUCCAGGUCCUCGUUGACGCCAUUGUCAACACUGGCCCCAGGGAAGACUCUACCCGUAUCGGCUCGCAGGGCACUGUCCGUCGCCAGGCCGUCGACGUCUCGCCCCUCCGCCGUGUCAACCAGGCUAUCUCGCUCAUCACCAUUGGCACCCGCGAGUCGGCCUUCCACAACUCCAAGUCGAUCUCCGAGUGCCUCGCCGACGAGCUCGUCAACGCCGCCAAGGGCUCGUCCAACUCGUACGCCAUCAAGAAGAAGGACGAGCUUGAGCGUGUCGCCAAGUCGAACCGAUAAAUCGCUUCGUCAUGGCAACCGAGCUGUGCUAUCUCUUUUGCUACUUCUCGUCCGCUCCAUGGUCGUGGUGGUCUGCAUUUGAUGUCUAGUGUGGCUCGGAAUGUAUGCGGCCAGUUAUUGUACGUGUACGACUCUGCGGUGAAGAAGGGGGUGUGCCUCGAGUUUGGGAUGGGUCAUAGCUCUCUCUGCAUCGAAUUCUUUUCC
This is a messenger RNA of Vanrija pseudolonga, 898 nucleotides long. RefSeq names its product 40S ribosomal protein S5 (gene rps-5). Gene Ontology annotation, cellular component: ribosome; cytosolic small ribosomal subunit. NCBI's taxonomy places the organism in Eukaryota, Fungi, Basidiomycota, Tremellomycetes, Trichosporonales, Trichosporonaceae. Gene Ontology annotation, molecular function: mRNA binding; rRNA binding; structural constituent of ribosome. The record is from RefSeq and is a predicted model, not a curated record. The coding region runs from base 86 to 694 and encodes 202 amino acids. Gene Ontology annotation, biological process: ribosomal small subunit assembly; translation. The transcript has 4 exons.